Vespula vulgaris is the source of this 4283-nucleotide messenger RNA. RefSeq names its product WD repeat-containing protein 35 (gene Oseg4). The record is from RefSeq and is a predicted model, not a curated record. Lineage: Eukaryota; Metazoa; Arthropoda; Insecta; Hymenoptera; Vespidae. Gene Ontology annotation, molecular function: protein binding. Gene Ontology annotation, cellular component: non-motile cilium; intraciliary transport particle A. Gene Ontology annotation, biological process: protein localization to cilium; non-motile cilium assembly; intraciliary retrograde transport. The coding region runs from base 375 to 3926 and encodes 1183 amino acids. The transcript is spliced from 2 exons.
UGAUUUCCACGUGUUCUUAUUUUUUCGUUCUUAUUGUUUGAUAGUAACAUAUAGUGAAUAUAUAUAUUUCUAGGGAAUAAAUGAAGAAUGUAAGAGAUUGAGAAUCCCUGGUAUAGAAUAUGAAUUAACUUAUAACCGCGCCAUCUAACGUUACAAAUAUGAAGUUGAAAUCGUAGUCAAUAUUUUACAAUGAAGUAAAUCUGACAUUUUGUAUGGUUAUUGUAAAAUUAUUAUUAUUAUAAAUAAUAACCUGUGAGAUCACUGGUUGCAAUAUGGUUAUUGAAAGUUAUAUAUAAACUACAAUUUUCGUAAUGUAUUAUUAACAUUUGAAAGCUUUGACGCAUUUCUGUACUCGCAUCAGUAGAAAAUAGAAAAUGUUUGUCUAUCUAAGCAAAAAAAUAGCAAUACCAAAUAAUUUUCGUUUGAAUUGUAUAGCAUGGAAUCAAAAAGAAGGUUAUAUCGCUGUAGGUGGAGAGGAUGGUCUUUUGAAGGUAUUACGAGUUGAAUCUGUCAUGGGAAAUAAUAAUAUGAAUGGAAAAUCUCGUAAUUUGACUGCAGCUAGUAACCUCACUAUGAAUCAAACUUUAGAAGGUCAUAACGGACACGUACAAGUAGUUACUUGGAACGAAGAACAUCAAAAGCUUACAUCAAGCGAUCAAAAUGGUGUUAUUAUCGUUUGGAUGAUGUAUAAAGGUUCUUGGUACGAGGAAAUGAUAAAUAAUCGUAAUAAAUCUGUUGUAAAAAGUAUGGCAUGGAGUCAAGAUGGUCAAAAGAUAUGUAUAGUAUAUGAAGACGGCGCUGUAAUUGUUGGUUCUGUCGAUGGCAAUAGAAUAUGGGGAAAGGAAUUGAAGAAUGUUUCUUUAUGCAGCGUGCAAUGGUCGCCCGAUGGAAAAUUACUUUUGUUUGGCUUAAAGAAUGGAGAACUUCACUUGUAUGACAAUCAAGGCAUAUUUUUAACUAAGCUAAAUACAAUACAGCAAAUCCCUGGGCAAUUGCAAGUAAUAGUUACGUUGCAGUGGUAUAAUGGGAGAAAUGGAUAUAUCGCUGUAGACUGUCCUACUUUAGCUAUUUGUUAUCAAAGCGGCAAAAUAUUAUUAAUAAAAGAUACUAACGAUGACAAUCCGGUUAUCGUAGAAACUGGCAUGACAGCUGCAUGGUGUUGUUGGAAUAGUCACGGUUCUAUAUUAGCUGUGACCGGUAUGAUGCCAUUUUUAACUAAUGGAGAAACAAAGGAUGUAAAUGCUAUUCAAUUUUAUACUCAAUUUGGGGAACAUAUGAGAACUUUAAAAAUACCUGGUAGAGAAGUAACGGCAUGCGCGUGGGAAGGAGGAUCAUUGAGAGUAGCUUUGUCUGUCGAUUCUCACAUAUAUUUUGCAAAUAUACGUCCAGAUUAUAAAUGGACUUACUUCAGUAAUACCGUUGUAUUUACAAAUGAAAAAAUAAGUAAGGAUGGCAUAUGCGUUACGUUCUGGAAUACUAGUAAUAAUACUUGCUGCACUAAAUUUGUACGUACUUUAAUUUCUAUAGCUUCCUACGGAGAACAUUGUGUUCUAGCAGUAAAGAAUGAUCCGACGCAAGGAUCUGAACAAUUUGCAUUAUUAGUUUGCAAUACUAUAGCCACACCAAUAGAUACUAAAUUUUUAGAUAUGGAGCCUUUGUAUGUGACUAUCACCAGUAAUAUUGUUAUUGCAGCUUCAAAAAAUAAUUUUGUACUUUGGACUUUUCGUACACCUCGUAAUUCAGCAUUGCUUGCUGGAAAAUUACGAAAGGAAAAACUUUAUCACGUGGAUGAUACUCCAACCGGAAUAACAGAAGUUAUACAGGAUUUGGAUAGAGAUAGAUCUUUCGAAUCACCUACAAGUACCAAAGCUACGAUGGAUCCAAUUUCUUGCAUUUGUGCAACUGAAAAGUUAUUCCUUGUUGGAAGAGAAUCGGGAAUGAUACAACGUUACUCUCUACCGCAAGUUACUCUUAUGAAUCGAUACAAUACAUCUUGCAGACUUUACAAAAUGGCUAUUAAUUGCGAUUCAACUCGUGUUUCUAUCAUGGAUACGUCUGGGGUUCUUACCAUGUUGGAUUUAGAUACACACAAAGGUUCUGAUUCUUUAAAUACGAAAAUAGGAGAUGAUGUAAGUAAAUUUGAAAGAAAAGAUGUGUGGGGAAUGCGUUGGGCUCAAGACAAUCCUCUAUUACUUGCAAUUAUGGAAAAAACAAGAAUGUAUGUAUUAAGAGGAUUAGAUCCCGAAGAACCGAUAUCUUGUUAUGGAUAUAUUUGCUCUUUCCAAGAUUUAGAAAUACGAUGUGUUUUAUUGGAUGAUCUAAUAGAAAGACCAGACGAAAUAAAAAAUGAUUUAAUAAUAGAUUUGGAAGUAAAAUCGUUAAGAGAUACAAGAGAGCUAUUAGCCAAGGUAGGAUUGAAAGAAGCUAAUAAUUUUAUUCAGGAUAAUCCACAUCCUCGAUUAUGGAGAUUAUUAGCUGAGUCAGCGUUAAAGGUGUUAGAUCUAGAAACUGCAGAGAAUGCGAUGGUUCGUUGUACGGAUUACUUGGGUAUACAAUUUAUCAAACGUUUAAGGAACGUUCAUAACGAUCAGUUAAAAAAAGCAGAAGUGGCAGCAUUUCUUGGGAAUUAUGACGAAGCUGAGAAAUUAUAUUUGGACAUGGAUAGAAGAGAUCUUGCUAUAACGUUGCGUCAAAAACUGGGAGAUUAUUUUCGCGUCGUUCAAUUAAUGAAAAUGGGUAUUGGUGGAUCCGACAAGCAAAUGGAGCAUGCCUUCAAUAAAAUAGGAGAUUCUUUUGCGGAAAGACAAAAUUGGGAAGGAGCUAGAGAAUAUUACGAGAAGGGACGCAAUUUAGAGAAACUUAUUCAAUGUUAUUACAAACUCGAAGACUUUAUACAGCUGGCAGGAACAGUGGAUCAAUUACCCGACAAAAGUCCAGUAUUAAAAACCGUAGCAAGAAUGUUAGCUUCUGUAGGUAUGUGUUCGCAAGCAGUAGCAGCUUAUAUCAAAUAUGGUGAUGUCAAAUUGGCAGUGGACACGUGCGUGCGUCUUAAUCAUUGGGACCAAGCUAUCGAUUUAGCAAAAACUUACAAAAUGGCACAGAUUGGCGAACUUCUUAAUAAAUAUGCUAAUCAUCUUUUAUCAAACGGUAAAAGAUUGCAAGCGAUAGAGUUAUAUAAAAAAGCAAAUUAUUACUUGGAAGCUGCGAAAUUAUUGAUAAAACUUGCGGAAGAACAAGCUAAAAUCAGGACAAACCCAUUGAGAGUUAAAAAGAUAUAUGUUCUCGCUGCCUUAUUGAUAGAGGAUCAUAUUAAUAGCGUACCAACGAUAAAGGGAGGACGUAGCAACGUCGUAAUGGGUUUAACAGAAAGCAACGAGGAUACCAAAAUAAUAGAAAAUGCUUGGCGUGGUGCUGAAGCAUAUCAUUUUCUUUUAUUGGCACAUAGACAAAUAUACGAUGGUAAUUUCGAUGCCUCCAUGAAAACUGCUUUAAGACUUAGAGAAUACGAGGACAUUUUGGAACUGGAAGAUAUUUAUUGUCUACUUGCGUUAUCGAGCGCUGUUAAUCAUGCCUUUGCUACAUGUUCCAAAGCGUUUAUUAAAUUGGAAGCUUUUGAAGCUAUUACAGACUCGAAAAGAGAAGAAUACGAGGAACUCGCCGUAAAUAUCUUUACGAAAUACAGUCCAAAGGACACGCGUAAUGUAAAAGCCGAAUGCGUAAAUUGUGAGACGUUAAUACCUGAUUGGUGUGUCGUAUGUCCGAAUUGUAUGUCUAGAUUUCCGCCUUGUAUAGUCUCUGGUAAACCUUUGAUGGAUCUCAGUAAUGCUUGGAUUUGCACCGUCUGUAGACAUCAUGUAGCAACGGAACGUGAUGUCGUUAAUAUUAAUGCUUGCCCAUUGUGUCAUAGUACGAUCACGUAUAUGUAGAACAAAUGAUUCUAUAUACAUACAUACAUACAUACAUACAUACAUACAUAUAUAUAUAUUUAAUCGUUAUUUAGAUUCCGUCCAACGAUAUUUGUACAAAACUAUUAAUAAUAACAAUAAUAGUAAUAAUUUAAUAAUUUAGUUUGCUUAUCACGAGUGCACUUACUUAAUUUUCUAUGCAAGAAACGAACACUCGUAUGAUCUCGAAUAUUAGAAGACUGUCUCUUAUUUCUCACAUUAUUCUAAUAUAAUACGUAAUUUCAUCCGUCCAAUCGACCCUAAGAAUGAUGAAUUAUUCAAAGUACAAAAAAAGAAAAUUGUUAAAUACAAAAAUGAAAAUAUAUAAGAUUAAAAUAA